CCUAGGUGGGCAUUAUGGAGGUUGUAACAUCACAAUUUCCCAAUGAUAUUUACAGUCAUUUCUGUGACUGCACAAAAGUUUUUCCUGACUCCGCCUGCUGUUCUAAACAGACCCUCCUCAGAUGAUCGCAGAGUAUUUAGGUCUCCCUCACAAGUUAAGCCAGGAUUAAAGAGGGUCAAGAUAUUCAUGUGGCAAAUACUACAGGUCCUACGUCCAGGUCAAAAUAAUCCAGUGGAGAAAGUUCACUUACACCAUGCACCCCUUAUGUGACAUGGGGAAGGGUGAAGGCGCACCUCUAUCUAUUUCCUUCUCUGGGUCAGGGUUUCUGUCUACCUACCAGCUGGGAGUGUCGCAGUGUUUCCGGGACAACGCGCCUCGGAUUACACAGACAGCACCAAAGGUCUAUGGAGCUUCUGCAGGGUCCUUGGUCGCUGCUGCUGUAGUAUGUGGAGCAAAUUUGGGUGGGGUGAGAGACGAUGUGAUUGAGUUUGCCAAGCUUGUGCGAGAGCAUGCAUUUGGUCCCCUCCAUCCUGCCAUAAGUGUUUUCAAAUGGAUGGAAAACACGAUCCGGCGGCGCCUUCCUCUAGACGCUCACAAGCUCGCCACGGGUCGCCUUUGCAUCUCCAUGACCAGAGUUCCUGAUGGGAAGAAUGUGAGCGUGUCUGAGUUUCACACAGAGGAGGAUCUUAUCAAAGUUCUUCUCUGCAGCUGCUUUGUACCAAUGUACUGUGGUGUGAUACCACCAAGUUACAAGGGUGUGCAUUAUGUUGAUGGUGGCUUGACAGAUAUCCAACCGACACAGACCACGGGCCAUACCCUCACCAUAUCGCCGUUCGCUGGGGAAAUUGACAUCUGCCCUCAGGAUGGUCCCAGUCCACUGUGUGACUUUGUCAUCAAUGGCCACUGUUUUCAGGCCACCGUGUCAAACUUGCUGCGUGUGGCUACCGCACUGUAUCCUCGUGACUGGAGGGUUCUCAGUGAGGCCUAUGUUGAGGGAUACCAAGAUGCAGUUGAAUACCUGCAGAGGCAUGGUAUUGUGAAGCAAGACCCCAACUGUGUGGCUUGCCUCUCCUCUAAUUUAGUGGCUCGCAUGAGAGAGGGGAUGUUUCCUCUGCCUGAGGAGAACGAUAUGGAGGAAUAUGAUGAUGGGGGAAGGUCAGCGCCUAAGGCCACUUCUCCGGACAGAGAGGGCAUUCAGAGGAUGGCCAACCUUCCCAUGGGCCUUAGCAUUUUAGAACAAGUUCUACACUCAAACACUCCUGGAUGGAUUCAGAAUGUGUUUCUAUAUGACAUGAGUCUGUUUGGUCUCAUGGGCUUCUUCAGUCUCUACUUCCCCAUUCGACUCUUCACCAUCUUGCUCAUCACAUGCAUACUCCCAUUUUGGUUCGUCUUCAUGGUCACAUACAGGCUUCGGCAUUGGCUCACCUUUGCACCAAUGGCAGUGUUCUGGCUCUGGCAAGACCUGAAGCAAAUUGUGUUCUUUGUCAGCAACUUCACUUUGUCAACACUGAAGCAAAACCUUAAGAACAGGGUCGUGCCAGCUCUCUCCCGGCUCCCAUCCCUGGAGGUGCGCACGGCAUAUGAGGGUCCGAGGAGCCAGAGGCAGAGCGAGAGAUCCAGAGAACCACUGGGGCAACAGGCCCUCUCUGUCCUGAGAGUGGAAGUGUCGACCGCCAGGUCUACUGACACUGGUGAUGGAGGGGACCGCAAUACCUGCGCCCUCCAGUUCAGACUGGAGUCAUAGUGAGUUGUGGAGAGUU
This is a messenger RNA of Engraulis encrasicolus (European anchovy), 1760 nucleotides long. It is a transcript of the gene pnpla1, whose product is annotated as patatin-like phospholipase domain containing 1. Gene Ontology annotation, biological process: lipid homeostasis; triglyceride catabolic process. NCBI's taxonomy places the organism in Eukaryota, Metazoa, Chordata, Actinopteri, Clupeiformes, Engraulidae. The record is from RefSeq and is a predicted model, not a curated record. The coding region runs from base 254 to 1744 and encodes 496 amino acids. The transcript has 9 exons. Gene Ontology annotation, cellular component: membrane; cytoplasm; lipid droplet. Gene Ontology annotation, molecular function: triacylglycerol lipase activity.